Panicum hallii is the source of this 1491-nucleotide messenger RNA. Its product is annotated as transcription factor MYC2-like. Bases 105 to 914 code for a protein of 269 amino acids. Gene Ontology annotation, biological process: regulation of DNA-templated transcription. The transcript is spliced from 2 exons. The record is from RefSeq and is a predicted model, not a curated record. Gene Ontology annotation, molecular function: DNA-binding transcription factor activity; protein dimerization activity; transcription cis-regulatory region binding. Lineage: Eukaryota; Viridiplantae; Streptophyta; Magnoliopsida; Poales; Poaceae. Gene Ontology annotation, cellular component: nucleus.
CAACCAACCACCUCCAUCCAUCCACCCUAUCGAGCUAUACCCUUUUCAGCAAUAGCCGUAGACGAAAGAAGUGACACUGCAGCUGCCCAGUGUGUGUGUGUGCAAUGGAUGAGCUCGUCUCCUCCAGCAGCUCCCUCUCCACGGCCCCCUUCUUCUCCACCGCCGCCCACCUCCCGCAGGACCUCGAGUUCCUGUCCUGCCAUGGCCUGGACCAAUGGACGGGGGCCGACGACUGGCUCGACGAGCCCCUGGACCUGCAUGGCGCCACGUGGGGCGACGACGGCUCGGGCGGCUCGGCGUCGGCGUCGGCGGGCAACGACGACCUGUCCGGCGAACCGCCGCCGCCGCCGGCCGCGCCGAAGAGGCGGCGCGGCCGGAAGCCCGGUCCCCGGACCAACGGCCCGCCCAUCAGCCACGUGGAGGCGGAGCGGCAGCGGCGGGACAAGCUGAACCGCCGCUUCUGCGAGCUCCGGGCCGCCGUGCCCACCGUGUCGCGGAUGGACAAGGCGUCCCUCCUCGCCGACGCCGCCACCUACAUCGCCGAGCUGCGCGACCGCGUCGAGCAGCUCGAGGCCGAGGCCAAGCAGGCCUCCGCUGUCACCAUCGUGGCGGCCACCACCCCCUCGUUCGGCUCCGGCGGCGGGCUCGGCCUCGGCCUCGGCCUCGAGGAGAGGCUGGAGUUGCGGGUGGUCGGGCGGGACGCGGCGGCGCUGCGCCUGACGUCCGCGGCGCGCCACGCCCCCGCGCGCCUCAUGGACGCGCUCCGCUCGCUGGACCUGCCCGUGCAGCACGCGUGCGUGACCCGCCUGGGCGGCGUCACCGUGCAGGACGCCGUCGUCGACGUGCCCGCCGCGCUGCGGGACGAGCGCGGCCUCCGCGCCGCGCUGCUGCACAAGCUCCAGCGGAGCGUCUAGCUAUUAGCUCCAUCGCCGGAAGCAGUGGAGGUCAACGGCCACCACAAGAACAAUGAGAGCGCGGCGCUGCGGCAUUGCUUGCUUGCUUUCCGGUCCCGUUCAAGAAUUGAAGUCCACGCUCAGCUCGCCAGGCGCGGCGGGACGCGGGAAAGGUCUGAAGAAGAAGAAGAAGAAGAAGAAGAAGAAGAAGAAGAAGAAGAAGAAGAAGAAGAAGAAGAAGAAGAAGAAGAAGAAGAAGAAGAAGAAGAAGAAGAAGAAGAAGAAGAAGAAGAAGAAGUUAUUGCAUAUCCCCUUUUCGGUCUGCAAAGCGGGAGGAGCGGAGCCUGCUACCUGCUGAUGCAAGUUCUUCCGAGAAUAUAAUCUUUGAUCUCGCUCCUUGACUUUUCCUGUACGAUCACAAGUUCAGAGCUAGCGGUCCUCGUUGAUCCGUGACCGGCCGGCCGGCGAGCCUGGCCCUGGGCCCUCGGCGGUCGACGGUUAGUGGUACGCGACACGUGCUUGAAAGGCUGUUCUGUGAUCGUGAGCAGGCGUUGAUUAAACCGAGGACGAUGCCGUCGCGUCAUGCAGGCCGCCCAGA